This is a messenger RNA of Geodia barretti, 4912 nucleotides long. The record is from the annotation of a GenBank genome assembly. NCBI's taxonomy places the organism in Eukaryota, Metazoa, Porifera, Demospongiae, Tetractinellida, Geodiidae.
AUGCGCAGUCAGUCAGCGUAGAGGAAAACAUGGCGAAGAUGGAGGGAGACGGAAACUCGCUGUACCCGAUAGCAGUGCUCAUAGACGAGCUUCGAAACGACGACGUACAGUUGCGACUGAAUUCCAUCAAGAAGUUGUCGACCAUUGCCCUGGCUCUGGGAGACGAGAGGACUCGCUCUGAGCUACUCCCCUUCCUUACUGACACUCUAGAUGAUGACGAUGAAGUGCUGUGGGCGCUGGCCGAGCAGCUGGGAGACAAGGACUUUGUGGUGUUCGUAGGAGGCAACGAGUAUUCACAUACUCUCCUGCCACCACUGGAGAGUCUAGCUACCGUGGAGGAGACAGUAGUGAGAGACAAGGCAGUGGAGAGUCUGAGAUCUGUGGCCGAGGCCCACUCUCCUGAGGACAUGGAGAAACACUUCAUCCCCAUGGUCCAGAGACUCACCUCUGGGGAGUGGUUCACAUCUAGGACAUCGGCCUGUGGCCUCUUCUCCGUGGCCUAUCCCUCCGUCUCUGACAGUGUCAAGAAAGACCUCCGAGAUUGGUUCAAUAAGUUAGGGUCAGAUGAUACUCCGAUGGUCCGCAGAGCAGCAGCUGGGAAACUUGGAGAGUUUGCCACGGUGGUUGAGCCAGAGAACAUCAAACAAGAUCUCAUUCCUCUCUUCCACAACCUGGCAGGAGAUGAACAGGACUCUGUUCGUCUGCUGGCUGCAGAGGCGUGUGGAGCCAUAGCCAGUCUGAUGGACCAGGCAGACACCGAACGACUCGUGAUGCCAAUUCUCAACUCCGCCACCAAAGACAAGUCCUGGAGAGUCCGCUACAUGGUUGCCGACAAGUUCACUGAGAGCAACCUAACCAAGACCAGCCUGGUCCAUGCCUUUGCCAGUCUGCUGAAGGACCCCGAGGCUGAGGUCAGGGCUUCUGCCUGCAACAGGCUCAAGGCAUUCUGUGAGGCCCUGUGUGAGGACUACAGGGCGGACGCCAUCGUGACGCAGCUCCUCCCCUGCAUUCAGCAGCUGGUGCACGACGGCUCACCAACGACGUCAAGUCGUCCCUGGCCGCCGUAUCAUGGAUGGACUCUCUCUCUCAUGGGACUCGCCUCUCUCCCCUUGUUGGCAAAGACAGAGCACCUCCUGCCUCUCUUCCUGGUACAACUGAAGGACGACUGUCCAGAGGUGAGGCUCAACAUCAUCUCCAGCCUGGAGUCUGUCAACAAAGUGAUCGGCAUUAGUCAGUUGUCCACGUCUCUGCUGCCAGCCAUCGUGGAGUUGGCAGAGGACUCCAAAUGGAGAGUCAGACUGGCCAUCAUCGAGUACAUGCCUCUCCUUGCAGAACAGCUGGGCGUUGAAGUGUUUGAAGAGAAGUUGAACCCUCUCUGUAUGCAGUGGCUGAUUGACAACGUGUACGCCAUUCGAGAGGCGGCCACGGUCAACCUCCGUAACCUGGUGGAGAAGUUUGGUUCAGAGUGGUCUCGAGUCGCCAUCCUCCCCAAGGUCCUCGCCAUGUCACAGGAUCCCAACUACCUCCAUCGUCUUACCACCCUCUUCUCUGUGAAUGUACUGGUGGAAGUGUGUUCUGUGGAGGUGAUAGAGGAGGUGAUGAUGCCGGUAGUGACCAAGAUGGCCGAGGAUGCCGUGCCCAACGUCCGUUUCAACGUGGCCAAAUCCCUCACCAAGAUCACCUCCCGUGUUGGACAGGGGACGGUCAAGUCAGCGGUGCUGCCGGUGGUUGAGAAGCUGCAGAAGGACUCUGACCCCGAUGUCAGGUUCUUCUCCUCCGAGGCCAGCUCCCAGAUCACUACAUUCCUCUCAGGGGAGCGAACUGUCGGAAUGGAAGACGAGGGGCCGUUGGUGGGAGCCAUAGACCAGGGCACGGGCAGCUCCAGGUUCCUGGUGUUUGACAGAGAGUGUAGAGUGGCACGGCGGGAGGGGCGGAGGAUAGAACAUCAGGUGGAGGUCAAACAGAGUUGCCCCCACGAUGAGUGGUUUGAGCAGGACGGGGAGGAGCUACUGGGGAGUGUGAGAGAGUGUAUGGAGGAGGUGGGGAGGAGGCUGGGGGAGGGUGGAGUGAGGCGGCUGGCUGGGGUGGGCAUCACCAACCAGAGGGAGACCACCAUUCUCUGGGAUAAGACCACUGGGAAACCUCUCCACCCUGCCAUUGUGUGGUGUGAUGGACGAACCGCCCAGUUGGCCAGUGACCUCAUCAGAAACUCUCCUUCCAAGAGCAAAGACCAGCUCAGACAACAAUGUGGUCUCCCCAUCCAUCCCUACUUCUCGGCCCUCAAGCUGCGAUGGAUGUUGGACAACAGUCACUCGGUCAGGACCGCCAUUGAGAGGGGACACUGCCUCUUUGGAACUGUGGACACGUGGAUCAUAUGGAACCUGACAGGAGGUGUGAAUGGCGGUGUCCACGUCACAGACGUCACCAACGCCUCUCGUACCAUGCUCAUGAAUAUUCAUACACUCCAGUGGGACCCCUCCCUCUGCAAGUUCUUUGGUGUUCCAAUGGACAUUCUGCCAGAGAUCAGGACCUCCUCUGAAGUAUAUGGAGUUAUAGCUGAUGGUGUGCUGAAAGGAGUGCCUUUGUGUGGGUGUCUAGGAGAUCAGCAGGCGGCACUGGUAGGUCAGCAGUGCUUCAGUCCAGGAGACGCCAAGAACACCUAUGGUACAGGCUGCUUCCUCCUCAAAAACACUGGCCAGCAAGUGGUGAUGUCCAACUCUGGUCUACUGACUACUGUCGCCUACCAACUUGGUCCUGGCCAGCCUGUCUACUACGCUUUAGAGGGAGCAGUGUCAGUGGCUGGUCAGAGUGUUCGGUGGAUGAGAGACAGCCUUCAUCUCCUGGAAUCCUCCGAACAGAUUGAGGAAUAUGCUCAAGAGGUGGAGGACACGGGUGACGUGUACUUUGUACCGGCAUUCUCUGGCCUCUUUGCCCCUCACUGGAGAUCUGACGCCCGAGGACUCGUGAUCGGACUGACACACUCCACCACCAGAGCCCAUCUCUGUAGAGCUGUGCUGGAGGCGGUGUGCUUCCAGUCCAGAGAGAUCCUGGAUGCCAUGAACCAAGACUGUGAGCCUCCGUUCACUCAACUGAAGGUGGACGGAGGAAUGACUGUGAACGAGGCUCUACUGAGACUUCAGGCCGACCUUCUUGGCAUCGCUGUCGUUCGACCGGAGGUGAGAGAGAUGACGUCUUUAGGAGCAGCCGUAGCUGCUGGACUGGCUCAGGGGGUGUGGUCUGACUCCGCCCACCUCCCCACUCUCCUGUCAUCCACCUUCCAACCCUCCAUCUCACCAGACAAGUGUGAUGAGAGAUAUGGGAGAUGGAAGGAGGCAGUAAAGAGGUGUCUAAACUGGCAUCCUCCCGGUAAGGGAGGUCAGGAGCUGUCCCACAAUAGACAAGGAGGCUCGGCCAAGUUUCUGCUGGGGUGUCUGACUGGAGCUGUGGUGGGCGGGGCACUCGCUGUAGUUCUGUUCCGUAGGAGAUAGUAACCGAGCAACGGCAGCAACACAAGCACUUGUUUGCCUUAGAGAUUAUGACCAGAGUGAAUAAUAAUAUCUAGAUUUCCAAGAAUAUAAUAUCAAUGUUCCAUUAUACUGGGUCCAUGUUACAGUUAUGCGGCUUCGCUAUCGCUUCAUUACACUGCCAAGUUACUUCCUAUGGUUUUAACUAGAAGAAUGUCUGUGAACAAUUUUUGUGACUUAGCAACAGUGAUCGGAACUAUGUGAGCACGUAACGUACACCUGGCAAGGUGCCCAUACACUUUAUACAGGGAUUGUCUAUGCUAAUGGCGUCUGCAAUUUUAACUGACACAAUUGUCAGCCAAAGUUUCAUGAUGGCACAUUCACCAAAUAAUUACCAUGUACCUGUGUCAUGUGAUUACAUAGCAGGCAUAUUGGAUAUUCAUGGCCAGGGCAUGCACUGCAUUGGUGCCGCAUGUAGAUAGACACAGUGAUAAGAAGACCAUGUGAUCAAAAUGAGUUGAGAAAAUAGAAAAACAAGAUGGUGUAGAAGAGAGGCAGGAAUGAUGGAGAUUAUACAGAAAAGAAAUUGGUGAUGGAGAAAGCUAUAUUAUUGUAGUGAUGUGAUAAAAUGAACAUGGGGUGCCCUUGCGAGUAGUUAAUACUCAUUCUUGCCCAAUUAUCCGAUGAGCAAAAUCUAUCCUUGAAGAAAAAACGUCCGUGGCUGCGUGGCUCGUGGGAGCUGGCCUUGCAUCAGGUCUGUGUGGCUUGUGUAAAUGGUUGGAAUGACGGAGAACCUAAUUACCCGAGGAGGACCCUCUUCAUUCUGUGUCUUGUUCCUUCCUCCUCGUCCUCUUCGCUUGACGUGACGCAACUCCCGCCACUACUGCUGUCGUCCACGCCCACUGCACACACCGGAGAACACAGGUACUCCAUGAACGGGAUGCGGUACUUUCCGCAGAAGUCAACAAACGUGACCGACUGGACGUGAGAUUGGAAGUAUACGCCGUUACAGUCUGGGUUGUCGCAGUGACGCGCAGAUUGGAGAUACCUUGCUAACCCACCAGGGAGCAACUCUUGAGGGUAUGACAUCCCCUCUUUGAGGAGGGCCCGGGCACUUAGCUCCAAGAGAGAUGGAACGCUGUCCGCCCACUCCCUGACGAACCGAUAAACGAGGGGGUUGCCUCGGAGACUCAGCUCUCGGAGUGCCACACACUGGACGAGGCCCUUGGGUAAGGUCUGAAGCUGGUUGUUGUGGAGACGGAGGGAAGUGAGGUGAGCCAGGUGGGCCAGUUGUGACGGGAUGGACAGGAGCUGGUUGUCACAGAGGACGAGCGCUGCCAGUUUGUGGAGUUGUCCGAGCUCUGGGGGGACCUCCUGAAGUCUGUUUCCUCCCAGAUAGAGAUUGGAGAGUCUGAGAAAGACAGAGGAGAGAGGUGUGGGGUAGAGGG